Messenger RNA from Misgurnus anguillicaudatus (oriental weatherfish), 3857 nucleotides. NCBI's taxonomy places the organism in Eukaryota, Metazoa, Chordata, Actinopteri, Cypriniformes, Cobitidae. The record is from RefSeq and is a predicted model, not a curated record.
CCUUUGUUUACAUAGAUAAAGUUUUCAGCUCAUAAAAAAUGGGGCAAAAUGUGCGUAAGUUGCGUUUAUAUUUUUGUUCGGUGUAACUGCAGGGAGACUAAACUUGACUUGAGAUUGUGGCUGGUUUAUAAAAUAAUAUUUUGCAUCUUCUGUUCUCUGUGGUGUGGUGUAAUGCUCUACUUAAUAACUGAUUGACAUAUGCUCAGUGGAUUUAGGUAUGGAAAUUGGGUCUCAACUCUCGAGUCAGUGAAUAUAAUGGUUUAUGCAAAUUAAAGUAUGAUAUAUGAGUCUAUAUUCUCUUCAAUGAUAGGGCACUACACAUGCCUGUUUCAUGAGCAACAGUGCAUUUUUAAUCAUGUUUCUGAGUCAUAUUUACACUUUCCUUGUGGGAUUUAUUAAUUGUUUCUUUUUAAAGGUUUCUUGCUUAUCAUCUGAGUUCAACUUGAAUGGAGAUUACUUAUUGGGUGGCCUUUUUCCAAUACAUGAAGUUGAUCAGGCGACACCCAUGUUCCCUCCGGAGGCCACUGAAUGUAAAUGGCAAACUUUCACAACAUCUGGCUAUCAGAUGUUUCAAGUAAUGAGGUUUGCUGUUGAGGAGAUUAAUAACUCAAGCACCCUGCUGCCCAAUGUCUCUCUGGGUUAUGAAGUUUUUGAUCAUUGUUCUGACACUAAGAAUUUCCCUUCAGUCUUCAGUUUUAUCUCACAGAACGGAUCAAUAAAUCCUCAAGAAAAACUCAACAGCCAUCAGACUAAAGUCAUUGCUUUAACAGGACCUUAUGGAAGCACAAGAACAAUAACUAUUGCACCACUGAUCACAAUGGACCUUAUACCACUGGUGAAUUAUGGAGCUUCUAGUUCUGUAUUGAGCAAUAAACUUCUCUAUCCAACUUUUAUAAGAACAAUCCCUAGCAACAAAGACUUGAUACAGAUGAUUAUUCACAUCAUACAGUGGUUUGGAUGGAACUGGGUUGCCUUUCUUGGAGGCCCAGACAAUUACAGUGAAGAUGGCCUAAACCUUUUUUACAAGUAUACUAGUGAUACUGGAAUUUGUUUGGCCUAUCAGGAGACUCUUACAAUCCAGGGAAACUACAACCAAACACUUAAAAAUAUCAAUAUGUUAAACAUCAAUGUUAUUGUGGUUUUCGGAUUGCCAAUAUAUGCAGAAAACAUAGUGAUAGCUGCUAUAGAAAAUAACAUCAGAAACAAAGUCUGGAUUGCAAGUGAGACAUGGUCUAUGGAUCAGCAGCUUCUAAAAGAGCCAGGAAUUGAGAAGAUUGGAACAAUAAUUGGCAUUACAGAUAGAUUAUUAUCAUUGCCUGGAUUUGAUCAGUACAUUUACAAAGUCAAAGCAACUAAUGAAGAUAAUAAUGGGGAUGUUGAGAGUGACGUCCAGAGUAAGAUAUGCAAUCAAGAAUGUAAGGAAGGUGCAUUGUUGACCGUGCAAAAUAUUAUAAGUGAAAAUCCUACAUUUUCUUUUGCCAUUUAUGCUUCAAUGUAUUCCAUGGCUCAUGCAUUACACAAAGUUCUGCAGUGCAACACGAAUGAAUGCAGCAAAAACAUAACAGUUAAACCAUACAUGAUUCUGAGAGAAAUUAAGAACUUGGAUUUUCCACUAGUUGGACGUCAGGUGAAAUAUGAUAUUAAUGGUGAUACAACCACCAGUUAUGCUGUAGUGCUCUGGCACACUGAAACAAAUCAUUCAUGGAUUGAGAUGGUGGGCACUUAUGACACAUAUCCAGAAACCAUUUUUACCAUCGAUAACUCUCACAUGCCCUGGCGUAACAAUACUUCUGUUCCUUUCUCAAACUGCUCUGUUGAGUGUAUGGAGGGAUAUUCCAGGGAACAUGAGGGAUUGCAUGCUUGCUGUUUUCAGUGUAAAAAAUGCCCACAAAACACUUAUGUGGACUAUUCUCGAGACCCUUAUACCUGUUUUCCAUGUGCAGAGAGUGAAUGGUCUGAUGAGGGCAGCACAACCUGUAAGACACGUGCUGUUGUCUAUCUACACUUCACAGAAAUCCCCUCCAUUCUUGUUAUAUUUUCUACUGUAUGCCUCAUUGCUCUGCUCAUUUUCAUCUUUUGUCUUUUUGCUUACAAUUACAACACACCAGUGGUGAGAUCUGCUGGCGGCAACAUGUGUUUCCUAAUGUUAGCAUGUUUAACAAUGUCUAGCAUAAGUGUGUUCUUUUUCUUUGGACAACCCACAUCUGUACAUUGUGUGUUGAGAAAUUUUAUAUUUACAUUUUUCUUCACUAUCUGUCUCUCUUGUUUGACCGUUCGUUCCUUUCAAAUCGUUUGUGUCUUCAAAAUGGCUGCAGAGUUCCCUAAAUUACACAGCUUGUGGGUAAAGCACAACGGCCAGUGGCUCUUCAUUAUGUCGUCGUCUUUCAUUCAUUUCAUUUCUUGUGUAUUAUGGGCAACUGUAUCACCUGACGAUCCCGUCAGAGAUUCAAUUACUUUUAAUGACCAAACUAUGCUUAUUUGUGAAAGGAGAAACACUGUAACCAUCAGCAUAGCUUUGUUCAUAAGUUGGUUUCUUGGUUUCCUGUGCAUCUCAUUUUCUUACAUGGGAAGAGAUCUGCCAAAAAGUUACAAUGAGGCCAAAUCAAUAACUUUCAGUCUGCUUAUGUACUAUCUGAGCUGGAUUAUAUAUUUCACAAUAUAUCUCAGCUUCAAAAGCAAAUACGUCCUGCUUUUGAAUGCACUUGCCCAAAUAAGCAGUAUAUAUGGAAUUCUCUUCAGCUAUUUCAUACCAAAAUCUUACAUCAUGUUAUUUCAACCAAAGAAAAACACUGCUGCAUACUUUCAAACAUCUAUUCAGAAUUACACACAAACCAUUAGUAGAAGUUGAAUCACAAUUGACAUGCUACCAAUGCUGCCAACAAUUACUGAUUGAGAUUUUCUGCCAGGGAAGGGGGUUUGGCGUCUUGGGUAUUCUGAUCUAACAUAUUCAGUAAGUCGUUAUAUUUUAUUUACUGUGAAUAUAUUGAGAAAAUAUAUAUUGACUGUAGCUUGAACUGCUAUAGUGUAAUAUGUGCUUCAUCCAGGGCAAUCUCAUUUUAUCGCCAUGUUUUAAACAACAUUUUGUCAGUAAUAUUAACAUUUGAUUAAAGGGGUUACUAGAUUUAACAUUAUAAAACGGGCAGUUCUGGUUCUUCAUUCUGAUUGGUUGAAACGCCUUCUAAGCCAUGAUAAAAUACCCCGGUAAACCCACGGUUCAAACCGCAUUACAUAAGUAUCACUGCGCCACUAUUGUGGCGUACUGAUUUAUGAAAAUAAACACCACAGUCUUUUUUAAUUUGUUUUUUUUAAUUUGUCUACAAUUGCACAAUUAAUGGCAAUAUCCAGAUAAAUGUCAAUAAAUAUCGUUGAGUCAUCUCAUCAAUAAAGAGAAAACGUUCCCUGAGGAGUUUCUACCUCAAAUUCAUAUUUCCUCUAUCCAUUGGGUGGCAAUCUUACCCAACUUAAAAACUGAUGCAUUCACUUAACACUAAAAACAGCACUAAAGUUUUGAUCAGGCUCUGAAUCUGAUCUCUUACAAAAGUAAAAAAAAAUGAAUUAUCUCCACUUUUAGCUAUAAAUUUGAGAGGUGAUAAGAGAACAAAUGAAGGGUUUUUUAAGUGGAGGGUCUGUUCUUUCAUUUGAUGUUUUAUGUUUCUUUAAAGAAGAUCAUUUUUCGGGAAGGCAUUAAAAUAAAACUGGGUGGCAACUAAAAAAAAAAAACGCUCAUACUUCCAAGCAUAUUUGAUCAUCACUUCAACAGUUGCACAAUAUAAAUGUUAAUGUAUAAAUUAGAUGAAUGUGGAAUUCUAAAAAUAAACACCACAGUCUUAAAUCAUAUUUUCAUUGUGUCUUUGCUG